This is a messenger RNA of Pneumocystis carinii B80, 2096 nucleotides long. RefSeq lists its product as hypothetical. The transcript is spliced from 9 exons. The record is from RefSeq and is a predicted model, not a curated record. Gene Ontology annotation, molecular function: protein binding. The coding region runs from base 41 to 1387 and encodes 448 amino acids. Gene Ontology annotation, cellular component: Set1C/COMPASS complex. Lineage: Eukaryota; Fungi; Ascomycota; Pneumocystomycetes; Pneumocystales; Pneumocystaceae.
GUGAUUUUUUUUUUUUGAAAUUUUAUACAUAAUAUAAGAGAUGAAUUUGGAACUUUUAAGUCCUUUUUCUCAGGAAUAUCCGGAAAAUUUGACAUCUUCAUUAUCAUAUGGGCAUGCUAUGUUGAUUCGUUUUGAUAAGAAAGGAGAUCAUUUGGCAGCAGGACUUUUUGAUGGAGUUAUUAUUAUAUGGGACCUUUUAACAAAUGGGGUUUCAAGGAUAUUAAAAGGACAUACUAGACCUAUUCAAUCCGUCUGUUGGUCUAUAGAAAAUCGUUAUUUGUUAUCGGCAGCUCGUGAUUGGAGAUGUGUUUUAUGGGAUCUUAAAGAUGGAUCUCGUGUGAAAAUGAUUCGUUUUAAUGCGCCUAUUUGGGGGGCGGAACUACAUCCUUUUGAUAGAGAAAUCUUUGUUGCAUCUCUCCUUGAAGACGUCCCUAUUCUUACUAAUAUAUCGGGGGGUGGAAUUCAAAAAUAUGUUCUUCCAACUGCCCCUAAAAGGCCUUUGAAAGAAGGUACAGAAGAAGGUGAAAUUGACGAGAAAGUUAUAUCACAAGAUACAAAACAAUUUACACUUGUUUGUACAUUUGAUAGUACAGGAAAAUAUAUUUAUAGUGGUACUACGAAGGGAUGGCUUAAUAUUAUAUCAAGUACAUCUUUAGAAAUCCUAUAUUCUUUUCGAUUAACUAAUUCCAAUAUUAAACAAAUACGUUUGAGUCCUACUGGAAAAACACUUGCCAUAAAUUCAACUGAUAGAAUUAUUCGAACACUUCCUAUUUUUGAUAAUCCUGAAAAUUUAAAUGAUGAUUCAAUUGAAGUAGAACAUAAAUUUCAAGAUGUUAUUAAUAGAUUUCAGUGGAAUGCAUGUGCAUUUAGUUCUUCUGGAGAAUAUGUUAUGGCAUCUACAUAUCGUUCUGCUCAUGUUAUUUAUAUAUGGGAUAGGAAUACAGGAUCUCUUGUAAAGAUUUUAGAAGGUCCUAAAGAAGAAUUCAUUGAUAUUGAUUGGCAUCCUGUUUUCCCAUUUAUUGCAGCAGCUGGUUUAGAAACUGGAACAAUUUAUAUUUGGUCUAUUCCACGAACAGAAGGCUGGUCAGCUUUUGCUCCUGAUUUUACUGAAUUAGAAGAAAACAUUUUAUAUGAAGAACGAGAAGAUGAAUUUGAUAUAGUUCCAGAAGAAACUAAAAAAAGUAAAAUUGAAGAAGAUGUUGAUGUAGAUAUAAUAACUAUCGACAACAUCCAAUAUACAGAAGGAUCUUUUCACACAGAAGGGUUUCUUCUGCCUGUAUUAUUUAACAGUGAUUAUACAAGUUCAUCUGAAACAGAUCAGGAAAAAAAAUAUAUAAAAAAACCUGAAAAUUCAAAAAAUGAUAUAAAAAGAAAAAGAGACGAAUAAGAAAUUGAAAAAAAACACUGCGUAUUAUAUAUUAAACAAUAUUAUUUAUUUUUAACUUUAUCUCUUAACGAAUUAUAAUGUGCGCCUAAUCAUAGCUUAAUUUCAUUCAGAUCAUAGACAAUUCUAAUACCUAGUGCGUACAUAUGUUGGUAAUAACUUAACUUGAUUGUAUUUUUAUUUUGCGAAAAUGAUGUUUCUCCAUCCGGAUCGAAAUUAAUUUUCAAUGGCAAUCCUUUCAUCUGUAUUAAUUCUACAUUUACUUUAUAUGCCCGUGCCAGUGCGAUAAUUUCUACUUCUCCUCCCCACAUCGCUGUAUGUUCGAUAUCAUUACAAUAUGAUUCUACAUCCCUUAUUUCCCCCGUUUCAUCGUUAAAAAGAAACGGGAUAAAACUCUGUUCAUGUUCCCGAAUAUAAGAUGCUGCUACUGUACGAAGUUGAAGAUAAUCUAUCUAAUAAAAAUAUUAAAAAAUAUUAAAAUAAAAACAUGAUAUCACAUGAAUAUCAUGUCGAACAGCAAGUUGGUCAGAGAAUGCCCUAUAUAGACAAUGUCCGUCAGGAAUAAUCUGAUCAUUUUAAGCCCUUAAAACUAUUAAAAUUAUAAAGUUUAUUACAUCUUUUUCUUCAAAUGACAUUUUUUCAAUAAUUGAAGAAAUAAUAUCUUUUUCAAAUUUUCUCAUAUCAAUAGAUGAUUCUUCAUCAAGAGAUGCUU